This is a messenger RNA of Chaetura pelagica (chimney swift), 367 nucleotides long. Its product is annotated as C-C motif chemokine 3-like. Gene Ontology annotation, molecular function: chemokine activity; CCR chemokine receptor binding. Lineage: Eukaryota; Metazoa; Chordata; Aves; Apodiformes; Apodidae. The transcript has 3 exons. Gene Ontology annotation, cellular component: extracellular region. The record is from RefSeq and is a predicted model, not a curated record. The annotation marks the transcript as partial. Gene Ontology annotation, biological process: lymphocyte chemotaxis; inflammatory response; cellular response to tumor necrosis factor.
AUGGAGCAGAGCCCUCCCACCUCCACCACACUGCCUGCAAGGACAGUCUUGCUGCUCACCAUGCUCCUCUCCUUCUCCUGGCACCUCACUGCAGCCCCUGCUUCCCCCACCGAGUGCUGCUACAGUUAUGCCCAGAAACGCAUCCGGCACGUGCAGAGCUUCUACCGCACGUCCAGUGACUGCUCCUUGCCUGCAGUUGUGUUUGUGGCUGCCAAUGGGGAUGAGAUCUGUGUGGACCCCAAGAACACCUGGGUGAAGAAAGUAAUUAAAAUAUUAAGUCCCCAUUCUGUCUCAACCAUCCCACCCACCCAUCGGGUCCUCCGGGAUCUGGAGGGAGCAGAUGGAACUCAUGGAACUCAUGGAAAGG